AUGAAAAAGAUUGGUGCACUAUGGGGGAUUGGACGUAUGUGCGGACGCGUAUCUAGUGCAGUGCAGACUCCAUCCACUGCGAAUCUUGUGAUCUCGCCGUUGAGGUUCUGUUCCAAAGACGCUGAAGUGAGAUUACCAGUUGAAGAUUCUGUCUACCAUGUUCCACUCACAAAAUCUCAGCUGGCCGAGGAGCUUUCGAAACGAAACAUCAGGUUCGAGAAGGUGACGCACGGGAAUUUUCUGCGUGUGAAUUGUGUGUUUUGUGAUGCGGAAAGGUCGUGUUACAUUUCCGGAUUGGACAACACUGUGACCUGCGUCAUUUGCCAUGAAUUUCAGCCUCUCAACGUCUUCUUGACAGCAGCUGCUUCGAAGAAAUCAGAAAUUUCUGUUAAAAAUGAGUCUAUACGGGAGAAGCGACCUGAAGCAAACGAACUAUUGCGUUUGGUGGAGAAUCCGGAAGAAGUGGAUCCUGAUCUGUACGAUCGAGUGAGCUACCUCAAUCUCGUGAAUCAAAUCAAGGAGGAACAAAGACGGGAAGAUGGAUUGAACGCUGCAUUUCCAUUUGCGGUAGAUCAACAUAGUGCAAAACUGAAGAGUGCACCUCCUGAUCCACACAUUCAACGAUUGUGGGAUGAAAGCAUGGACAUAAGCGAUAUGUCUAUCAUGGAACAAAAUGAUAUGAAGCAAUUACGCACCAUGCUUGGCAUUGAUCGAAUAUCCGCGGAAACGUUGUCUUCUUACAAUGUUCGUGGCCAUUUGGACAAGUCUGACCAGGCUUCCAUCCUAUAUCCCAGAUAUCGUGGCGCUGCAUCGCAUAAUCGCGUUCCAGAAGGACUGAAACUUAUACGAAAAGUUGGAAAUACCCUGAAGAAGGAAAACUACCCUUUUGUGAACGAAUCUUCAACGAAUAUUCGCUUCUAUGGUAUAUUUGGCUAUCAUCUGAGUAGGACUUCCGAUAAUUCAAUUGUGCUGACGACAAACGAACGUGACGCUCUAGCAGUGUAUGAGGCAAGCGAUGGAAUCUUUGCCUUUGCCCUUCCUCACGGGGAGCAUGUGGACAACACAAUUUUACCGUAUCUCGAAGAUUUUGAGCACAUUUUCUUAUGGUUUCCUUCACAUCAUCAGAAUUAUGCCAAAGAGUGGGGCCAUAAGCUUGAUGAUGCUAGAUGCAGCUUUAUUAAGAGCGUCGAGAGACCAAUCGAACUUCUACGCAGUGGAAAAUAUAAGAAGGUACGUCGUAUUCUCUGGACGGAAUCGAUACGACUACGCUCCGAAGGCUUCCUAUGUAUAAAUGACCUCCGUGAACAUGUAAAGGCUGAUUUGGUUCACUCGGACGUCCGUCAACGCGGUUUCGCCCAAUGGAAACGUUUCGCUCCUCUAAAUAGAUAUCUACAAGGUCUUCGUCCCAAAGAAUUAACAGUCCUAACAGGUGGCACCGGAUUCGGGAAAACCACUUUUUUAUGCGAAUAUUCCCUUGAUUUGUUCACGCAAGGUGUUCGAACGUUGUUUUGUAGUUUUGAAAUGCCUGAGGAGAAAAUUUUAAAGUGGAUGCUUGUACAGUACGCAGGAGUGCCGUUGUAUCGUGCUGAGUAUAGUAGCACUAUUGACAUGUGGUUGGAUAAAUUCGAACGCACUCGAGGACCUCUGACUAUUAUGAAGACGAUCGAGUUCAGAGAUAAAAGCAUCAAUCAAAUUGCAGCGGCAAUAAGUAACCACGUAAUCAACAGCGGCUGUCAACAUGUUGUCAUCGACAACCUACAAUUUCUUGUAAAUCAGUCAACGAUGAGUGACGAACGUUCUACUAGUUUGGAUCGUUUCCAAAUGCAAGAUCGUUUUGUUGGACAUAUGCGUGCACUUGCGACACAACAAGGAGUUCAUGUGACAAUGGUUGUACAUCCCAGAAAAACCGACGCCAAUACAGACUUGGAUAUCCAACAUUUUGGCGGAUCUGCACGUGUUACACAGGAAGCCGAUAACGUUCUUGCACUACAGAGGCGACGCGAUGAUCUUGAUCGCGGAAAAUCCAGGAAGUUCCUGUACAUCCUGAAGAACAGAUAUGGAGGGCAGAGAGUGGAGAAAGAUCAGUUAGAAAUGUUAUUUCAGUCAUCCAUUUACUCACAUACAAUAGUUGAUCAUUCACUUAAAGUAUAA
Necator americanus (New World hookworm) is the source of this 2151-nucleotide messenger RNA. RefSeq lists its product as uncharacterized. The coding region runs from base 1 to 2151 and encodes 716 amino acids. Lineage: Eukaryota; Metazoa; Nematoda; Chromadorea; Rhabditida; Ancylostomatidae. The transcript has 3 exons. The record is from RefSeq and is a predicted model, not a curated record. Gene Ontology annotation, biological process: mitochondrial DNA replication. Gene Ontology annotation, molecular function: 5'-3' DNA helicase activity; ATP binding; single-stranded DNA binding. Gene Ontology annotation, cellular component: mitochondrion.